CGAGUCCACUGCGUGUUCUUUCGACUGCGCACCCGCAGCUCGCUACCCCAAGCGACAUCCUCAAGGCACUUGUACCUUCUCUGACGCGCGCUGUCGCUCGUUACCUUUGCCUUUUAGUCGUUUACGAUCACUUAUUGACCUCUCGUGGACCACCACUCUCGAUCAGCGAAAAGCCAGAUGCUUCGGCUACUUCAAUCAAUGCGACGUGAACCUCCGUGACACCGAAUCUGAGCGUGCGAACCAGUCGGAAUGGCGGCUCCUCUCCUACCUACGAAGUUCCCUUGCUGGUGUCGCGCGGUCUAUUCAUGGGGCGGCGAGACAGACAGAGACCUCGGGUUUAUCGAAGGCGACUUGAUAGAAUGUCUCAAUGCUGGAGACGGCUCCUGGUGGAUGGGAAGACUACUCAGAGAUAGGAGAAUGAUGGGCUUGUUUCCUUCAAACUUCGUGGUUGUGCUUGAGGAAGAUUUCGUCCCCAUGCGUCGCUCCGCCAGUCCCAUACCGGAUAUACACAAGAGCAACAGUGGAAGCAAAAAGACACUACAAGAAAAGAAGGAGAAGGCGAAAUCGAGGCGUCCUUUCAGCGGGUAUAAGCAUGCGAAAUCUCCUUCAGUCAAUGCUAUAGCCUUGCCUCAACAAGUCGCGCCCGUGUCUGCACCUGCACGACAAACCUAUGACGCGCGGAACCCUCCCUCAACGGUCUUGUGGCAGCAGAGACCACCGUCCAGAGCUCCUUCGAGAUCCCCAUCUCCUCUACCUCAUCAUGAGAUCGGCUCUUCUCCCCCGCCGCCUCCUCCACCCCACCGGAUCAUUGGGGGAAGAGCCGCCUCACCUGCACCACAAGUGUUCGACAUGAAUGAUCGAUAUCAGACAUUCUCUCGCACUCCGUCCCCAGCACCACCCUCAAUCAACGGACAUACUCCUCCAAUGAUCCGGAGUGCCAUGGACGAUGUCAUGUCUUCUCUGGAUGAUAUGACUUUAGUCAGACAUGAUUCAACCCGCCAGGAAAAUCAAUUCAACCCGUGGUCUCCCGAGGCUUUCGACGACUUUCGUCGAUCUGAUGAUCGCCCAGGUCCUCGUCCACUCACCAGCUUAGGGCUAGGCGCCGGUGGCAGCACUUUCUCCGAAGCACGCAUCAAUUAUAGCAGUCGUCACAACAGCCCAGACCGAUAUCAGGAUGGUCCACCUCGGUUGGAGAACUACGUACAGAGGAUGGAAAGUCGCCUGCGCCGUAUGCAACAGGCUCGCGAAGGACAAGACUUCGAUGCGGCGGGCAGUGACCCUCCGGAACCACCGCCUAAGAAUUCACCUUGGGCAGGCUCAUCAAAUGCCGGCCGUCGACUGUCAAUGAGAAGAAGGAAAUCCGCCGUGGAUGUUGGUGAUGGCGCUCUUUCAAGAGCCCUUACGCAGAAAACGAACUUGACGAACAACAGCAGUUCAAGCAGCGGAGCGCAGAGUCUUGCAAGCACUGGUACCAAUUUUUCGCAUCAAACAGCGAUGACCGCCCAAAGCCUCAUGAGCGGAUAUUCUGCCGGUGCGUUUAGCGCCACAAGUGCAGGCAGCCUUGCGAGGAAGAGAAUGGGCAGUCUUCGAGAUCGUAUGGCUAGACCAAUGACGAGCACCGGCACCAGGGAUGAGCAAUGGAGCCAAACGGAAGUACGACCCAAGACGCCAAAUACAGCAGCGUCCUUCCACUCAAACCAUGACUCCCGACAAGGGGCGAAGUCAGCAAUUGGCUGGGAAGAUGCAAACCGAGGUGCCAACGGUGGACUAGGCGGAUUUAUGACUCCCAAAGCCAAAAAGCCAGGCUUCUUCAAGAAAUUGAUCGACAGCGCGAAGACCGGUGCUGCGAGCGCUCGGAGCACCAUCUCAGCCAGUCAGGCAGGAAGCAAUUCUGGAUCACCCGCAAAAAUGACCGGCAUCGCUGGCGGUACCGCUUUCAAUGCGCCGAUUGCCGCUCCUCAGUCGACGAGCGCUUUUGGAAGGGAUGCUGCGAAAGAGAUGGGUUUGGUUAGCGGAGCCUCUGGUUCGUAUAUCCUCACUCGUCGCGACGUAAAUCGAUCAAACACCCCGGGACCAUCAGAACGGCAGGAACGAGCCGAUCGAUGUCAGAUGCUGGACCAACCUGUUAUUUGCCCUGUUGAAGAAUUGUACGAGAAUCUGCAAGGAGACGAAGACGCCGACGGACGACCAGUAUACGCGCCGUUCCAGAUCAGCAAUCCAAGUUUCAGUCAAGUAGACAAGGCCGCUCGGUUUAUCACGAGCAUUCCCAGCAGUAUAACGGCAGGGGGCCUCGCAACGGGCUUCAUAUGCCGUCCAUACCGGAGUGGUGUGCAAAGAUUACGAGCGAUAUUUAUUUGGUGCUCUGAAAGAAUCAGCUGGGAAGAGGACCAGUUUGACAGCUACGAUUUCAGUCAGGCAGUCGAUACUAGAAGGGUGAUUCAAAGCAAGCGGGGAAGCAGUCAAGAAGUGGCUGAGGUCGUGCUUGAAAUGUGCACUGCGAUUGGCAUUCAAGCAGAAAUCGUGCAUGGAUACUUGAAAACACCUGGCGAAGAAUUGGACUUGGACGCGAUUUCUCGGCCAAACCAUUUUUGGAAUGCUGUACUCGUCGAUGGAGAAUGGAGAAUGAUGGAUGCCAGCCUUGCCAGCCCAACUAACCCGAAAAGAGCAUCAUACUCGAGUGUGAGCACCAGUAUCGCGGAAGCAUGGUAUUUCCUGACACGGCCGAGCGAACUGUGUUGGACACAUGUCCCGGUCGAAGAUGCCCAGCAACAUAUGAUCCCCAGCAUCAGUCCUGAUGUACUUCUGGCCCUGCCUGGAACGGGUCCUCCAUUUUUCAGGCAAGGACUGUCCAUGCAUGCCUACGACACGAGCAUUAUCAGACUGGACGGCCUAGAAAUGUGCACAUUCAGCAUCAAUGUCCCUGCCGACGUUGAAAUAGUGGCAGAAGUUGAAGCCAGGAGAUACCUCCGCGAUCAGGACGGAGACGUUUACGAAGACGCUGAUAAUCUCACCAAAAAAAGAGCCCUGGUACAACCAAGUUGGUAUCGAACCGUGCCUAACACAGAUAUCGCCCAGAAACGCUAUGUGAUCAAAGCAAUCCUUCCGGGGGAUGAGGGCAUCGCAUACAUCAGAGUCUACGCCGGCAAAAAGGGUCUGAUGCUUUCAUCGAGGGAUAUCGUGCACCCCUUGGCUCUUGCAGUACCUCUGUACCACUCAGGCGAGAACCCGGCUUAUGAGUUCGUCAUGAGACAUCCUACACCGCACGCCACACGACAAGAUCUCUACGUGGUGCAGCCACAGUGCUACCGUCUUGGAGCUGGAGAGACCUACGUCUUUUGCGUACGUCAACACGCCGCGUCUGUAUCAUCUACGCCUGCGAACGAACAAAACGGCUUUGACCUCCGCCCUGUCAGUCCCAACCCACUCGCUCGCCCUACGAGCGCGAUGAGCAUGACUAGCAGCGCCACCGGUUCCAAUCCCAGCGAACAUACCUAUGGCAACAACCUGAACAAUGCGGCUGGCGUCAAAGUCAAGGAUAAGCCCGCGAAAUUGGCGAUCCAGUCUCCCAGCGGGAAAAUCAUCAGAUUGAAUCGAAAGCAUGAGGGGAUUCCACAGCCUGCAAGCCUGAGGGAGGUGGACGGUGAAAUCUUAGGAAGCUUUUGGGAGACUGCGGUCAAGGUCCAAGAGAGGGGCGUUUGGAGGGGCCUGGUCCUGGCGGAUCGGAGUGCUAGGUGGUGUGUUUGGGGCGAAUGGGAGUGCGUCUGAUGGUAGACGUCGCUGGGGUUGGGUAAUGUCGGCACGCAAGAGGGAGUUUAUUUGGCAUAAGUCGUUCGGGAGAUGGACUUGGACUUGGAUAUGGACAUGGAGUAUGGGGAAAUUUGGUUUUGGAGACAAAAGUUCCAGACUAUUUGUGUGUGCUGGACAGCUGGAUGGGAUACAGGAAGCUGAGCGCGGGUGGUUUAUUAUGCCAGCUUUCUGCGGACGAGGAUUUCCUGGCGCUAUGACUUUGCUUCUUACCUUGAUGCUUGACGACAACGGUUCAAUGUUGGUGAUUACACGUCUUGUACAAGUACAAUUUCGGGCCCAAAAUAAAUGGCACAGCCUUGUUGGCUACUCUGGCUUAUUCGCUCUGAGAUACUAC
Cladophialophora immunda is the source of this 4141-nucleotide messenger RNA. RefSeq lists its product as uncharacterized. The record is from RefSeq and is a predicted model, not a curated record. Gene Ontology annotation, molecular function: protein binding. The coding region runs from base 250 to 3765 and encodes 1171 amino acids. Lineage: Eukaryota; Fungi; Ascomycota; Eurotiomycetes; Chaetothyriales; Herpotrichiellaceae. The transcript has a single exon.